CCCUAAUAACAAUUGAAUUAAAAAUAAUUUGGGUAAGAAAUACUUUCAUUAUCAUGCGUUCAAGGGGACAAAAAGGGCUUUAAUCAUUUAAUUUUUGAUUACUAACUAUAUUUUGGUGCGGAAAUAAUAAUUAAAAUAUGAAUGAUCCCAACAAAGCGAUCAGUGUUAAUUUGUCUUCGCUUUUAAGUUUAAAAGCUGAACUGCUACGUAAACAGGCUGAGGUAAACAAAGCAAAGGCAGCCCAAACAACCAAUCAGCAAAACGAAUAUACGUCGAAAAAAUUGGUCCACCAAACUUCUACCAACGUUUCCGUUGGUGACACCAGCAUCAGAAAACGGGAUAAAAAGAUUCGAGCCAAAGAGGUCGGAAAGCUUGAUGAUGUUACUGUUUACGAACAUGAAGAUUCAGAGUUGUUGGAGAAAUCGAAGCGCGUGCUGGAAGCAAAAAGCAAAUUCUACGACCGCAUGACGCGCACCGGAGGUCAACUUAAUUCAGACGAUAAUUGUUUAGUGUUGUUUAAUUGUAAGCAUCAGGACGAGCGUGUAAAUGAUACAUUUACGAACGAGGAGGUUGACCAAAUUGAAGUAAACGCGAAUGUGCCUAAAGAUAGUGAUUCAGAUAGUCAGACUGAAAGUGACGAUGACAGGGGGCUGGAUGAUGAAGCAGAGUGGGUGGAAUAUACUGAUUGUUUGGGACGUACUCGAAAAUGUCUCCGUCAAGACCUGGAAGUGGUGAAAAAGCGUGACGCAGAAUUGGCCGCUAGUAUGCCGGAGCGCUUGGAUCAAUCUAAAGCUAAUUGGAUGAUUAAUACCAAGGGAGCUUGUGAUGUAAAUGGAGAAGACGAAGAUGUAACAAUCGGUCCCAUACCGAGUGUAAGUGUCUUCGGCGAUGGAAUUUCCAUUAUGUCAAAACAUGAUGAGCAACGCGCCAAUUGGGAACGCAAAGAGCAGGAAAAUAUCGAUAAAACAGAUGUACAUUAUCAGGAUGUUUUCUUCGAUGAGGCACGGCAGCACGGUGUCGGCUAUUAUGCAUUCUCAACAGAUGAAGAGGAGCGUAUGAAGCAACAAAAAGAAUUAGAAGAAUCACGAAAACGCACUAUAGAAGAGCAGAAGCGACGUGAUGAGCUUCGAGCACAACGAGAAAAAAUUAUUGCAGAACGUGUACGUGCCGCUAAGAACCGACAACGAGCGCGUCUUGGAUUGCCACCACUAGAGGAGGACGAACAAAAAGAUAAUACUGUAAAUAUAGCGCAAGAAACCAAAGAAGAACGUAAAGCGCGAAAAAAGGCCAAAAAAUUAGAACAGAAGCAACAGAAGGAAGAAAAACAACGUGAAUUAGAGCGCAAAAAUCACGUGCGCCCAUGGGAUAAAGAUAAAGAAUACGCUAAGGGCAGCUCUAAAGUCACAGACGAUGAAAAAUCAGAACCCAAAUGGGCAUAUAAACCAGAGCGCUUGCCCAUGUCGCAAGAGGAGUGGAAUGAAAAGAAAAGAGCUGAGCGCAUCACAGAAUUUGCGCCCGUCAACCUUUUGUCUGAGCCGCAAUGCCAACCAAAACGUACAAAUUUCAAAAGUAUGCCGCCGCCACAAGAAUCACUUGCCCCCGAUAACUACAAUCUAACGUUGCCGGCCGAUAAUUUCGCUAGCCGCCAGACAUCGCGAAGGAAUAGAACUUUUCAACGCCGCAACUAUGAAGCGACGAAUGAAGUCACCGACGAUAUGGAACUAAAACGUUCCGGCGCUGCCAUACCGCCUCCAGUGGACCUAGAGUACGUUUCAUCGCCGCCUGCUAAAAAGUCAAAAUCCGGCAUUGAACUCGAACGUUCAAUCGAGGCAGGUCUACGCUUUCUACGCGACAAUUGCGAUAAAGGCAAUUUGACCACGAAAUCCAGUUGGACCGCAAAGGCAGAUUACUAAAGGAAUAUACAUUUUGUUGGUACCCUAAUGAAUAAAGAAUAAAUAAUGGAAAAUGUAUUGAUAA
Anastrepha ludens (Mexican fruit fly) is the source of this 1977-nucleotide messenger RNA. Its product is annotated as coiled-coil domain-containing protein 174. Gene Ontology annotation, cellular component: nucleus. The coding region runs from base 138 to 1913 and encodes 591 amino acids. NCBI's taxonomy places the organism in Eukaryota, Metazoa, Arthropoda, Insecta, Diptera, Tephritidae. The record is from RefSeq and is a predicted model, not a curated record. The transcript has 2 exons.